This is a messenger RNA of Tachysurus vachellii, 1846 nucleotides long. RefSeq names its product 6-phosphofructo-2-kinase/fructose-2,6-biphosphatase 1 (gene pfkfb1). Gene Ontology annotation, cellular component: 6-phosphofructo-2-kinase/fructose-2,6-biphosphatase complex; cytosol. NCBI's taxonomy places the organism in Eukaryota, Metazoa, Chordata, Actinopteri, Siluriformes, Bagridae. Gene Ontology annotation, biological process: fructose 2,6-bisphosphate metabolic process; fructose metabolic process. The record is from RefSeq and is a predicted model, not a curated record. The transcript has 14 exons. The coding region runs from base 209 to 1633 and encodes 474 amino acids. Gene Ontology annotation, molecular function: fructose-2,6-bisphosphate 2-phosphatase activity; ATP binding; 6-phosphofructo-2-kinase activity.
UGUGUGAUGUGUGUGCAUCGUGAACUCCUGGGCUGGAUGAUGUUAAAGGCCAAGGUCUAGCUGCUCAGAUCAUAUGUCUGUGUAAAAUGAGGGAGGGUGAGGGACACAGAGCCAAAAUAACACAUAAUAAGAGCAUCUAAUACAUACAACAACAAGCACAUGGCACGGUGGAGUGUUCAGUCUCUUUCUUUUCAGUUUUCUUACAGCAAUGGAAGCGUUUCGGAAAGAUUUGCGCACCCGCUGUGACAACACAGCAUCCCGACCCCAGUUUACAAACUCUCCAACCAUGAUUGUAAUGGUGGGGCUGCCUGCCAGAGGAAAGACUUAUAUCUCCAGAAAGCUUACACGCUACCUCAACUGGAUUGGAGUCCCAACUCAAGUCUUUAAUUUGGGCCAGUACAGAAGAGAAGCAGUCAAGACUUACAAAAACUAUGAAUUCUUCCGGCCAGAUAAUGAAGAGGCCAUGAAGAUCCGCAGGGCUUGCGUUUUAAAGGCCCUCAAGGACCUUGACAACUACUUCACUAAGGAGCAUGGACACGUAGCAGUAUUUGAUGCCACUAACACCACAAAGGAGAGAAGAGGAAUCAUCACUAGCUUUGCCAAGGAGAGGGGCUACAAGGUGUUUUUUAUCGAGUCGAUAUGUGAUGACCCAGACAUUAUUGAAGCAAAUAUAAUGGAAGUGAAACUGAGCAGCCCAGAUUAUGAAAACUGUGACAAAGACAAGAUGGUGGAAGAUUUCUUGAAGCGCAUUGAAUGCUACAAGAUGACUUACGUUUCUAUUGAUGAAGAAAAGGACAGGAAUAUAUCCUACAUUAAGAUCUUCAACGUGGGCACGAGAUAUCUUGUGAACAAGGUUCAGGACCAUAUCCAGAGCCGUAUAGUGUACUACCUCAUGAACAUUCACGUUACACCGCGCUCCAUCUACCUCAGCAGGCACGGGGAGAGUGAGCUGAAUCUGUUGGGCCGCAUUGGAGGAGACUCCGGCCUUUCUGCACAAGGCAAUAAGUAUGCUAGUGCUCUGUCGGAGUUUGUCAGAAAUCAAGCCAUAAAAGACCUAAAGGUGUGGACGAGUCACUUGAAAAGGACCAUUGAGACGGCUGAGGCUCUGGGAGUCCCGUAUGAGCAGUGGAAAGCCCUGAACGAGAUCGAUGCUGGUGUAUGUGAGGAGAUGACUUAUGAAGAGAUCCAGGAGAACUACCCUGAGGAGUUCGCUAUGAGAGACCAAGACAAGUAUCGCUACAGAUAUCCCAAAGGCGAGUCUUACGAAGACUUGGUGCAUCGCCUAGAGCCGGUCAUAAUGGAGCUGGAGAGACAGGAGAAUGUGCUGGUCAUCUGUCACCAGGCAGUCAUGCGUUGUCUGCUAGCCUACUUCCUGGACAAAACUGCAGCGGAACUUCCGUACCUUAAAUGUCCCCUCCAUACUGUACUCAAACUAACACCAGUGGCCUACGGAUGCCGGGUGGAAUCUAUUUACCUAAACAUCCAAGCAGUCAACACACACAGAGAAAAACCUGCGGUACUCACCAGACUAUACAAACGUGGAUGUGACAAGACGGCCAGAAGAAGCACUUCGCACUGUUCCAGAACAUUUCUAACACAGCUUAUACAACACUUAUAUAAGCAACGCUCCUGAAGGGGUCAUGUUCAGUAUAACAGUUCUGGUACAGUACACUUCAUAGUUUGAGUCACUCCACUUGGCUGUGUUCACUACAUAACACUCCAAUUCUACUAACUAUGCUUUCUACAGACUGUCAGUCUGUUUGUGUGUGACACACAACACACAACACUAUCCAGCCGUGGCUUAUUUGGAAACUAUUUUUCAUUAAAGAAGGAAAAAUAAAUCAAA